UUAGCCGACGAUCAAAACCCGAAGAAACAGGGACGACGAUCGGCCACAGAAGGGCUCACGCCAUGUCUGGCCGGGCACCGUGAGCUGGGAGGCCUGGUCUGCCGCCGAACAAACGAUCCGUCCUCGGCCGCCCAUUUCCCUCCGCCUUCCCCGCCCUCCAUCUCAAUCGGCGGCCCUUCGCGACCCGAUUUCAGACCGACGGUGCGAGGUUUGCCCAGCCAUCCUGCUUUCAGUCGAGCCUGCAGCGACGUCGACCGUCGCCGGCGUGGGAAAGCGGGAAGAAGAUGGCCUUGUCGGGCUGGCUAUUCGCCGCCUCCCUCCUCCAGGCCCUCUGCCGAGUCCUCGCCGAAGAUGCGAGGAUAGCACCGAUCCCCGACCCUCCCGAGUGGCAGCUGGCCUCGCUCCUGCACCUCCAGCUCGCCGCCCCAGAGUCCGAGGCUCUGCACCUGACAUACAACGUGUACCCGCUGACGGAAGACGCGGGCCUCAACCAGACAGAUAGAAGCUCCAUAUGGAUCCGCGGGAGCUUAGUCGCGGCCGAAGAUCCUGACAACGCCGAUGCAUUGGCGAACCAGGACACGAUAGCCUUUCUCUGCUGCGAUAACGACAACGCGACGGCAGUCGUCAAUCGCCUCAUGGAAGACGCGCCGAGGGCGAUUCUGCUAUACAGCAUCCAUGGGAACAGCUGCAGCCUGGACGGCGACGACCUCAGCUACAACACGAUUUAUACCAUGGGUGAUUCGGAUGAGGCGGCGGACACCGUGAACAACACCAUCCGGGCCGGCGGCACAUUGCGAGCCACAAUCACGGGAAGUUUGAACGCGACCAACACGCCGUCGAGCACUCAGGAGCAGCAGAACGGGAGCAAUUCGGCGAUUGCGAUGAGCGUCCUAUACAGCAUCACGGGGCUCAUCACGGUGCUGUUCCUCAUCAUCAUUGUGUCGGGAGCGGUCCGGGCCCACCGCUACCCCGAGCGGUACGGUCCGCGGUCUGGGUACGGAGGGCGGCCGCCGCAGAGUCGAGCCAAGGGGCUGGCGCGCGCAGUGCUGGAAACGCUGCCGAUCGUGAGGUUUGGGGACCCGGCGAAGGGCGACCGGUCUUUCGAACUCGAGUCGCAACGGUCGGCGACGGCGCAGGAUCCGACCUUGGGAACAAGGUUAUCGGCGAUUCCGGAAGAACCGCGGACCCCGCAAGAUCGCAAGAGCGAUGUUGCAUCGAUGUCGGGUGCAGCACCCCAGCCGGAGGUGACACCGGCCGAAAGCCAACAGAGUGACGCGGAUGCGGUGGGUAGGGAGAGGCACAAGGCGGAAGGCCGCCCUUCCGACGAACAUGUCGUUUGUUCGAUCUGCACCGAGGAUUUCACAGUCGGCGAAGAAGUACGGCUGCUUCCGUGCUCUCACCAGUUCCAUCCACCCUGUAUCGACCCCUGGCUCAUCAAUAUCUCGGGGACCUGCCCCUUAUGCCGACUCGAUCUCGGAACACACAGCGAGCAAACCGCCGUGGCUGAUCGAGACGAUCCCUUCCUCUCCGCCCCGCCCCUCGCGGCUACAGAGAACUGGAACGAGCAUGACGACGGCACCACCACCGCCAACAACAACAACAGCAGCAGCAGCAACAACAACAACACCGCCCAACAACAGCGCCGACGGUCGUCGCGCUUCCUCGACUUGCAUCGGCUCCGGCACGCCUCGGUCGAGGAGCGCAUCGAGAUCCUCCGCCGGCACAGCUCCCGCCACCAGGCGCAGCGCGCAGCCGGUGGCGGGGGCGGGAACGGCGAGCUGACGGAGGAGGAACAGCGCGGGCGCAGGGCGCGGCUCGCGGACCGUCUGCGGGAGCGGUUCCACAUCCGGACGACGGCGCCAGCCGCGACGAUGACGACGACGACGACGACAGCAACGACUGGUCCGCCGGCUGAGGGCGGCGAGCGCUCUUGAGUUUGCUUUGCUCAUCUGCUGCGCGGUGGUGGCCAUGCCCGCCCCGCUCCGCGGUCCUGCCUGCCUGCCUGUCUCCCUGCCUGCCCUGCCUGCAUGCCCUCUCUAU
Thermothielavioides terrestris NRRL 8126 is the source of this 2040-nucleotide messenger RNA. RefSeq lists its product as uncharacterized. Lineage: Eukaryota; Fungi; Ascomycota; Sordariomycetes; Sordariales; Chaetomiaceae. Bases 285 to 1934 code for a protein of 549 amino acids. The transcript is spliced from 3 exons. The record is from RefSeq and is a predicted model, not a curated record.